Halteromyces radiatus is the source of this 803-nucleotide messenger RNA. Its product is annotated as mitochondrial ribosomal subunit protein-domain-containing protein. Bases 64 to 726 code for a protein of 220 amino acids. Lineage: Eukaryota; Fungi; Mucoromycota; Mucoromycetes; Mucorales; Cunninghamellaceae. The transcript has 3 exons. Gene Ontology annotation, molecular function: structural constituent of ribosome. The record is from RefSeq and is a predicted model, not a curated record. Gene Ontology annotation, cellular component: mitochondrial small ribosomal subunit. Gene Ontology annotation, biological process: mitochondrial translation.
CUUCCUUUUUUUUUUCUUUACCUUUUCCUCAAAAGUGUUAAUAUACAACAACAAACCAUAAUAAUGUUGCUUUCCAAUAUUGUUCGCUCUUCACCAACCACAUGCAACAUUCGUUUAUUUUCAGCCACCAGUACUGCCCUUGUUGGUCGUCAAACAGGUCGAUUUAGAAAACCUGAAAAAAAGUUUGACGUAGAUCAUAUGGAACCUUUUGCCUUUGACGAUCAAACCACUAUUGGUCACAACCUUUUUGAAAACAUUCGUCAUGUACGACAAUAUCUUCGAAAAACCAAAUAUGAAUUACCAAAACUAGGUGGAUUUGCUCAACCGUUCGUACCUCCUACUGCUGAUCAGAUUGUUCAAUAUAAAACACAUACUUAUUGUGGUGAAGGACAUCCUGUAGAACGCAAAGUGGUUCUUUCAGUCAAAGUGACAGAUUUGAAAUUGACUCCUUCUCAACGACACAAGUUAUUGUUGCUUGCAGGACCAAGAUACCAUGUGGAUACAGAUGAAUUGAUCAUGUCAAGUGAAAAAUUCCCUCAAGUUAAACAAAACAAGAAAUAUGUUACUGAUAUUUUAAAUACUUUAUUGAAGGAAGCAAAGGAUGACAAGGAUACUUUUGCUGAUAUUCCUCUCAACUUACCGCAACCCAAGAAGAAACUGGUUUUCCCCAAAGAAUGGGCUCGUCCUCCUCAACAACAACAAUCUCAAAACGAUCAAUUAGAAUAAUUAGACGACAACAACUUUUCUUUAUGAUAGAUCAUUGAUUCCUUUUUUAUAUAAUAAAAAAAAUUAGUUCUAUUUCA